UAAAACCCCGCAUUGAAUUGAAAAUAAUCAUCAUGCGUCUGCCUUAUCGCAAUAAAAAGACCACCCUUUGGGUCAUGUUUGCUAUUGUUGUUGUUACAAUGUUUUUAUUUAAAUUCACGGAAUUACGUCCCAUGUGUUUCUUCAGAGACGAAUCAUCACCUGCAGCUUCUGCGGCUGGUCAAGCUAUGAUGGUACGAGGAGAUGAGAAAUAUGUUGAAGGAGACAAUCAAAAAGUUUAUUCAUAUAAUAGAGAAAUGCCAUUAAUAUUUAUUGGUGGUGUUCCAAGAUCGGGGACAACAUUAAUGAGAGCCAUGUUAGAUGCACAUCCCGAUGUGAGAUGUGGCCAGGAAACACGUGUGAUACCUAGAAUAUUACAAUUACGUUCCCACUGGCUGAAGUCGGAAAAGGAAUCGCUGCGUCUGGUGGAGGCUGGCAUUACCAAAGAAGUCAUGAACAGUGCUAUUGCUCAAUUUUGUUUAGAAAUCAUUGCUAAACAUGGUGAUCCAGCGCCUAGACUGUGCAACAAAGAUCCCUUAACUUUAAAAAUGGGCACAUAUGUGAUAGAACUGUUUCCUAAUGCUAAAUUUUUAUUUAUGGUCCGUGAUGGUCGUGCCACGGUACAUUCAAUUAUAUCACGCAAAGUAACCAUUACUGGCUUUGAUUUGACCAGCUAUCGCCAGUGUAUGCAAAAAUGGAAUCAUGCCAUCGAAGUCAUGCACGACCAAUGUAAAGAAAUUGGUAAAGAACGUUGUAUGAUGGUCUAUUAUGAACAAUUGGUAUUACAUCCGGAAGAAUGGAUGCGUAAAAUAUUGGAUUUCCUUGAUGUUCCCUGGAAUGAUUCUGUCUUACAUCAUGAAGAAUUUAUCAAUAAACCUGGUGGUGUUCCUCUCUCCAAAGUUGAACGUUCAUCGGACCAGGUAAUUAAACCAGUAAAUUUAGAGGCUCUCUCCAAAUGGGUGGGAAAUAUACCCGAAGAUGUAGUAAGAGAUAUGGCCGAUAUAGCACCAAUGUUAUCUGUACUGGGCUAUGAUCCCUUUGCAAAUCCACCGGAUUAUGGUAAGCCAGAUGCCUGGGUAGAAGAUAAUACAUCUAAGCUAAGAGCCAAUCGAAGAUUAUGGGAAAAUAAAGCAAAAGAAGUGUUGAAAAUGUCACCACAACAACUUAAAAAUUCCAAUACAGAUGAAGACGAUGAUAAUACCAUCAAUGAAACAUUUGCUCCAGGAAAUACAAAUAUCAACAGUAACAACAAUAAUAACAAUCAUAAUAGUAACGACAACAACAACAACAACGAUAACAAUCAAUUCCACCAUCCUGUUAAUAAUAAAAAUGCGGAGGCCAUAAUGCAACAACAUCUCCAACAACAGCAGCAACAAUUGCACGAAGAAAUGGAUCAUAAUAAUAUGCAGUAUGAAGAUAUUAACGACAUCAAUAUGUUGCAACAACAACAGCAGCAGCAACAACAACAAUAUCAACGCCAACAUUUCACAGAUGAAAAUAUUUAUAGAAAACCAAAGGAUAUUAUAACAAUAAGACAAUUGAAUACACAAUCCCUAAAAGAAAGUAUAUAAUAACAACUUUAAAUAUUAAGAAUUUCCAUAGGCCUCCUACAACUGCAUUUUAUAAUGAAAAAAAUGACUUAAUGUUUCAUCCUAAAGCUUAAAAAACAAUUAACAUGUUAAACCAUUUAAUGAAUCGUUGGCUAGAUAUGUAUAUGAAUGAAACUAAUUAUUAUUAAUAAAGUAGCUGGAAGUGUAUUCUUGGACUGGGGAAACCUUUUCCCACACCAUUUUAUACAAAACAUUAAUGGCCGCUUCAAUUGUACAGGUUUUUAUAUUAUUAUUUUUUUAUAUUUGUAAAAAAUUUAAUUAAGUUUUUAUAUAUUUUUUUUUUUAAUAAAAAUAAAUUUAACGUU
This is a messenger RNA of Lucilia sericata (common green bottle fly), 1912 nucleotides long. RefSeq names its product protein-tyrosine sulfotransferase (gene Tpst). The transcript is spliced from 7 exons. Gene Ontology annotation, molecular function: protein-tyrosine sulfotransferase activity. Gene Ontology annotation, cellular component: Golgi apparatus. NCBI's taxonomy places the organism in Eukaryota, Metazoa, Arthropoda, Insecta, Diptera, Calliphoridae. The record is from RefSeq and is a predicted model, not a curated record. Gene Ontology annotation, biological process: peptidyl-tyrosine sulfation. The coding region runs from base 33 to 1568 and encodes 511 amino acids.